CGCCUGGUGAUCCCAACCCCGCCGCCGCUCCGCGCUCAGUUUAGCAGAGUACGAGGUGCCCAAACACGCCUCAUCCGACGUCCUAGUAUUGCCACCGCUCCUGCCCCAAUGCAUCGCCUCUCCUCCUAUCACUCGCGGGCUCUCCUCUCUUUCAUGGCCUCUGGCCCGCGCUGGUGUCCACUAGCGCUUGCGCGAGGACUUUUCCGACUCACGGCGGCCCCCAAUCCACCUGUCCGUCGUGUUUCCCGAUCUCCACAUGGAUAUCGGAACAUAGCGAGCGGCAUUGCAGUGAAAGGGGAGAUGGAUAAACCAGACAGACACCUCCUCAUCCCUUCUGCCAAUGACAAACGUGAUAGAACCGAGGGAACUCUGGACAUCUCUGAUACUGAACUAGACAGUGAUGGUGAAGAGGGCUGGUCAGCACAGAUACCUCGUUUCCCUGUCGACGGUAUAUUCCCUCUGUAUAGAUUUCCAAGGAGCAGGCACCGUGAUGGCUCUAUAUACAGGGGCGCGGAUAGCUGGAAAGAAGAAUUUGGUACUGCAAACCGUAAUGAGACUCGGUUGGAGGCAAUGAUGUUAUCGGAUCCCACAGAUUGCGCCCUCCAUGUUGACGGAACUUGUAUGCGGCAUCCACCUCGUCCGCUGUUGCAGAUUUUCUCACUAAAGUUGCAUAAAGUUCAUGUGGAUGGUGGCUUGGUAGAGUUGUAUGGAUAUAUAGCAGCGCGAGAUCGUCUGGAUCGAUUGCUUAACCAUGUCAUUAAUUUUAGUAGGGAUGAUCCCAUCAUUGUGGAGCAGGGUUCUCUCAUCAACAUGGCUGGCCCUAAGCGAGGGAUCCAAUUAAUAGGCACUAUUCUAAUAGAAUAUGACUUGAGGAUCAAGACUGGCAAACAUGAAAAGGAUGAUCUACAGCUGAUUGAUGGUGCAUCAAUCAUCGAUGACAUUGGCACUGAGGACCGGGACAUAUUCACAAGACGAAUUCAUGGCGAGUAUGGCACAAUGGAGAUAAGUGCAUCACGUCUUCUCUAUGCGGUUGAGGCGACCAUAGAAGUUCUCAUAUCUGAAGUGUAUAGAAGCUUCAAUUUGCAUCUUGGAUGUUUUACGAGCGGGCUGCAGGAACAAAUUCAGCUCUUUGAUGGUGACAUUGACGAGUCAUGUGGCUUAAAGAGAUCUGUGGUUGCUGUAAGGAUGCAUACUUCUGUGGAAUUGAAGUUCAAGGUAGGUUCAGAGUCAUCCAGAUCUGCUGAGCAUUGCUGUUCCUUCAAGGCGAACCAACAUGGAUGUGUUAGUAAAGAGAUAAAGACUGAUCUUGCUUUGAUUUCAGUAAAGGUGACUUGGUCACCUUUGCCUAGAGGACUAGGUGUAGUGUUUCCUGCCUAAUAUAAGAUUUUAUGGUGCCAUACUUGUAUAUCAAGAAAAUUGGCCAUUCAACCUUAUAUAGAACUUAUCAAAAGUUGCCUCUUGUUAUGACUUAUGAGAAGGCCAAGAGAGAUUAUGCAACCAUCACGACUUGCAAGGCUGUAGUGGCACUGGCAGCAAUCGAACAUUCAGGUUAACAGUA
Molecule: messenger RNA, 1558 nt
Organism: Panicum virgatum (switchgrass)
Lineage: Eukaryota; Viridiplantae; Streptophyta; Magnoliopsida; Poales; Poaceae
Exons: 4
Coding region: 109-1377 (422 amino acids)
Source: RefSeq, a predicted model, not a curated record